AAGCACCAAUUAUUGCCAGCCAAAUGAAAAAUCAGCAGAAGACGAAGUCUUCAUCUCCACCACUACUUAUAGUAUAAACACCAUCCAACCAUUUUCAGUGCACUGCAAGGACAAAUAGCCCAACAAUUCAAAGGAACCAGUUACCGCCACUCAAACAGAAAACUGAGUUUGUGCUAUGGCCGUGAGACUAUUGUCAACUCCAACUGCUCUGUCUCACCCAACAAAGCUCUCCUUCUUCUCAUCACCCAAACCCAUAUCAACAGCAACCUCCUUCUUUCAAUGGAGAUCCAAGUGCAGAGUUUUUACAAGGAAAAUGGUGGUAAAGGCAUGUGUUAAGGUGGAAGAAAAGAAUGUGAAAGAAACUAGUAAACAAGAAUGGGGCAAGGUGUCUGCUGUACUUUUUGACAUGGAUGGAGUGUUGUGCAAUAGUGAGAACCCUUCUAGAAAGGCUGCUGUUGAUGUUUUUGCAGAGAUGGGUGUCCAAGUCACUGCGGAGGACUUUGCUCCUUUCACUGGAAUGGGUGAAGCAAACUUUUUAGGAGGCGUUGCUUCUGUUAAGGGUGUUAAAGAAUUUAACACUGAGGCAGCAAAAAAGAGAUUCUUUGAGAUAUAUCUUGAUAAGUAUGCAAAACCUAAUUCUGGAAUAGGAUUUCCAGGUGCUUUUGAGCUCAUUAAUGAGUGUAAAAACAAAGGCCUAAAAGUUGCUGUUGCAUCCAGUGCUGAUCGUGUCAAGGUUGAUGCUAACUUAGCUGCUGCUGGAUUGCCAUUAUCAAUGUUCGAUGCUAUUGUGUCAGCAGAUGCUUUUGAGAAUCUGAAACCUGCUCCAGAUAUUUUCUUAGCUGCAUCAAAGAUAUUAGACGUUUCCCCUGAUGAGUGUAUUGUUAUUGAAGAUGCUUUGGCUGGAGUACAGGCUGCUAAUGCAGCAAAAAUGAGAUGCAUAGCUGUGACAACUACAUUGACAGAAGAGACUCUAAAACCUGCUGGUCCAUCAAUUAUCAGAAAUGAUAUUGGAAGUGUUUCACUUGAUGAUAUUCUCAGUGGUGGCUCAGAUGAGAUGGUGCAGGAUAUGCAGUUUCUGCAAGUUACUGAACAAAAUCCAUCAAGAAUUCUCAAUGAAAGAACUCGAAAUGGAUCAACCCCUGGUGUGGAUGUUCCUAGCAAUGAGGUCUUCUCCCUUCAGGGGUUGCAGGGUUCUAGGCGAGACAUAUUGAGAUAUGGAAGUUUGGGCAUUGCUUUAUCUUGUCUCUACUUUGCUGUUUCAAACUGGAAGGCAAUGCAAUAUGCAUCACCGAAAGCUAUUUGGAAUAUGUUGUUUGCAGCCAAGAACCCAUUUUUUGGUCCCUCUGAAGAUGAAUCGCGUUCUGCAAGGAUUCAACAAUUUGUGAACUAUAUAUCUGAUCUGGAAUCCAGGGGAACUGCUCCAAAAGUGCCAGAAUUUCCAGCAAAGCUUGACUGGCUCAAUACAGCACCACUUCAGUUUCAAAGGGAUUUGCAAGGAAAAGUAGUUUUGCUGGACUUCUGGACCUAUUGCUGUAUAAAUUGCAUGCAUGUUUUACCAGAUCUAGACUUUUUGGAGAAGAAAUACAAAGCUAAGCCUUUCACGGUUGUUGGAGUGCAUUCGGCAAAGUUUGAUAAUGAGAAGGAUUUAGGGGCCAUCCGUAAUGCAGUAUUGCGCUAUGGCAUCACACAUCCUGUUGUCAAUGAUGGAGAUAUGUAUUUAUGGCGAGAGUUAGGUGUAAAUUCUUGGCCUACAUUUGCCAUUGUUGGACCCAACGGUAAGCUGUUAGCACAAAUAGCAGGUGAAGGCCACAGAAAGGAUCUUGAUUAUUUAGUGGAAGCAGCUCUUCUUUUUUAUGAUCAAAAGAAGUUGUUGGACAACAAACCAAUUCCACUGAACCUGGAAAAAGACAAUGAUCCUCGCAUGCUUACAUCUCCUUUAAAGUUUCCUGGCAAGCUGGCGAUAGAUAUUCUUAACAACCGGCUCUUCAUUUCAGAUAGUAACCAUAACCGCAUAGUGGUGACUGAUUUAGAUGGGAACUUCAUUGUCCAAAUUGGAAGCACAGGAGAAGAGGACUUACGUGAUGGUUCCUUUGAUGAUGCUACAUUUAAUCGCCCUCAGGGCCUGGCUUACAAUGCAAAGAAGAAUCUUCUUUAUGUUGCAGAUACUGAAAAUCAUGCUUUGAGGGAAAUUGAUUUUGUUAAUGAGAAGGUGCGAACUCUUGCUGGAAAUGGGACAAAAGGUUCUGACUACACAGGAGGCGGAAAGGGAGCCUCUCAGCUCCUUAACUCUCCCUGGGAUGUCUGCUUUGACCCUGUCAAUGAGAAGGUCUACAUUGCAAUGGCUGGCCAGCACCAAAUUUGGGAGCAUAGCAUACAAGAUGGGUUUACUAGGGCAUUUAGUGGUAAUGGAUAUGAAAGAAACUUAAAUGGAUCAAGCUCUACAAACACAUCUUUUGCACAACCUUCUGGAAUAUCAGUGUCUCCUGAUCUGAUGGAGGCAUAUGUUGCUGAUAGUGAGAGUAGCUCCAUUCGAGCUCUUGAUCUGAAAACAGGAGGAUCAAGACUGCUAGCUGGUGGUGACCCAGUUUUCUCUGAAAAUUUGUUCAGGUUUGGAGACCAUGAUGGUGUAGGGUCUGAUGUACUUCUUCAGCAUCCCUUGGGUGUCUUAUGUGCAAAGGAUGGUCAGAUUUAUAUAGCAGACAGUUAUAACCACAAGAUCAAGAAGCUAGAUCCAGCUAGUAAAAGAGUUACAACACUGGCAGGGACAGGCAAAGCUGGUUUCAAGGAUGGAAAGGCCCUUGCUGCUCAGCUUUCUGAACCAUCAGGGAUCAUUGAAGCAGAAAAUGGAAGACUAAUUAUUGCUGAUACAAACAACAGUCUGAUCAGAUAUCUAGAUUUGAACAAGGAAAAUGCUGAAAUCCUUACUUUAGAACUGAAAGGAGUUCAGCCUCCUACACCAAAAUCCAAAUCUUUGAGACGCCUUAGGAAGCGAUCAUCAGCUGACACACAGACCAUAGUUGUUAAUGGCGGUUCAUCCAGUGAGGGGAACUUGUAUCUUAAGAUCUCUUUACCUGAAGAGUAUCAUUUCUCCAAGGAAGCACAGAGUAAGUUCACUGUUGAUAUAGAACCUGAAAAUGCUGUGUCUAUUGAUCCCUUGGAUGGAAAGCUUAGUCCAGAGGGAUCCGCUAAACUUCAUUUCAGAAGAUCCACUUCUUCGGCUUUUACAGGGAUGAUUAAUUGCAAGGUGUACUAUUGCAAAGAAGAUGAAGUGUGCUUGUACCAAUCACUGUUAUUUGAGGUACCCUUCCAAGAGGAAGAUCAACAAGCUAAGCCUGCAGAUAUCAAACUUGUGUAUGAUGUGAAGCCCAAAGCAUCAACAAACAGCUUACAGUUAAUUGCCCCCUAAGAUGCUCCUAUAAAUAUGUGUAUAUGUAAAUUCUUCCUUUGUUUUUCUUUUUGUUGUAUUCGUACCAAUAUACUUGUACUUGAUGCAUGGAUAAUUAGCAAUACAUGGCGUUGUACAAGAGAACAAACAAUAUCAUCUCCCUGAUGAUAUGAGCAUACUAUUAAUUUAUGUUAUGCUCCCUUUUGAGGUGGCAGCAGAGUUGCCUUCUUAUGAUUUCAUUUUUCUAAUAUUAAAAAAUGUUGCUAUUA
Molecule: messenger RNA, 3654 nt
Organism: Gossypium raimondii (Peruvian cotton)
Lineage: Eukaryota; Viridiplantae; Streptophyta; Magnoliopsida; Malvales; Malvaceae
Product: protein SUPPRESSOR OF QUENCHING 1, chloroplastic
Exons: 29
Coding region: 176-3406 (1076 amino acids)
Molecular function (GO): protein binding
Source: RefSeq, a predicted model, not a curated record